UGCCGUGCCGUGCUCCUCCGUCCCACUCGCUUUCCCUUCCCCCAAAUCGCCGGCCGCCGCCAUGGAGAAGGAGAAGAAGCUGUCCUUCUCCAUCCCCUCCAAGGCCCGGCCGCCCAGGCCGGCCUCGCGCCCCGCCGCCGCCGCCGCAGAGGCGUCCGACGGCGGCGAGCACUCGGCCUCCUCCGCGCGCGCCGCCCCGGCCCCGCAGUUCGUCACCGAGUUCGACCCGACCCAAACCCUAGCCACCGGGCCCGCGCCGGCUGUCAUCGCGCCGCUCCAGAACUCCGGCCACUUCCUCAACCACCGCUCCCGCAAGCCCUCCUCCCUCCCCACCCCCGAGGAGGAGGCGGCCCUCGCCGCGUCCGCCGCCGGUGGCCCCUCCUUCGUGCUCGAUACCUCCACCGCCCCUGACAACCCCUCCUCCCACAUCGCCUAUGGCCUCACCGUCCGCAACGCCGCGGCGGAAUCGGAGAGGGCGGUGGCUCCCGCAGCCGCGACGGAGCCGGAGAAGACACCACCUCCUCCAGCUGAUGCCCCUGGUGGCGACCUUAUGCUGCGGAGGUACAAGGAGGACAUGGCCAGCCUCCCCGAUCACCGCGGCUUAGACGAGUUCCUCGAGGUGCCUGUGGAGGGAUUUGGUGCUGCGCUACUUGCUGGCUAUGGCUGGUCUGAGGGUAAAGGUAUUGGCAGGAACAACAAGGGUGAUACCAAGGUUGUUGAAUAUGACCGCCGUGCUGGUACACAAGGGUUAGGCUACAACCCCUCCGAGGCUGACCCUAAGAAGACCCGCUCUGGUGAAUGGGUUGUUGGUGGGAAAAAAGAGACCCAGAAUGGAAAUGCGAAGAAGAGAGAUCAUGACAGUAGAAGUAGAACAGAUGGUAGAGGAUCAAACACUCGUUACAGUAGAGGUGGAACAGAAGAUAGAGACUCAAGCGCUCACCAGAAGAGAUCCAGUGAGCGUAGGGCAGAGAGAGAGGUCCAAGAAAAGGUUAGAAAUUCUCGAGAUACCAGACAGGUUAAGAUUGGUGGUGGUGGUGGUGACAAGGUUCGCUGGUUACAUAGCGAUAUCAGGGUUAGGGUGGUUAGUGAGAGGUUGAGCAAGAGGCUGUACUUAAAAAAAGGGAAAGUUCUUGAUGUGGUGGGGCCUACAACAUGUGACAUAAUUAUGGAUGAUCGUUCGGAGCUGGUGCAAGGGGUGGAGCAGGAUAUGCUUGAAACAGUCCUACCACGGACGAACGGGCUGGUGCUUUUGCUUGGUGGGGAGCACAAGGGAAUGUGUGGUCACCUUAUAGAGAAGAAUUCAGAGGAGGAAACCGGAGUGGUGGAGCUAUCCAAUACAAAGGACAUGCUACGGGUGAAAUACGACCAGAUUGCAGAAUACAUUGGAGACCCAGAGUCUCUUGAGUACUAACUGUUCUUAUUCUUGAGGAGCUGCCAUUUUUCUACCAAGAGUUCUCCUACAUGCUAGGUGAAGUUUAAAGUAGAAAUGAAUUUGAAAACAUACUCUACUCUAAAACUGGUGAAAACUGACAAGCUAGAAGAUGACACAUCUGCCAUUCUGCCGAUCUGCCCAAUGGGUUUAUUGACCUAAUCAACUGGAAUUUAUGUAUUUGAAGUAUGAUGCCCUUUCUCUGAUCCACGUCAAUGAAAACUCAACAUCUCUAGAUUUUUGCAGAUGGCAGGUGGCAAUUCCCAGUUGUGGUUCUGCAAUUCUCUUGCUGCCAUCUACUUUCUGCUAAGAUACUGUGAGAUGAUUUCCUGCGGAGAUGCUCUAUUGUAUAUUAUACCGAGCUGCAUACAGAAACAUGCAAAUUGUGCUAUUUCCUAGAUCUGUAAUUCUGUAUAUACAAGUAGUGCACAUGAGUAGAUCAAAUGUUAUGGGAGGUUUAGUGACUCAGGGACAGUUUGUGGCUUUUAUCUGCUAAUGCGUCGCUGCAAAUAUGCCAGUUAACCCUUCUAUUUUGAUCUAACCUGUGCCAUCUCAAUUUAACAUAUCGGAAUAUGACUUGAGCCAUAUCUCCAUUUCCGGUUGAUCAUUUCGUCAUAUUUUUGAAGUAUGAUGG
Molecule: messenger RNA, 2063 nt
Organism: Oryza brachyantha (malo sina)
Lineage: Eukaryota; Viridiplantae; Streptophyta; Magnoliopsida; Poales; Poaceae
Product: protein MOS2-like
Exons: 3
Coding region: 62-1411 (449 amino acids)
Biological process (GO): mRNA splicing, via spliceosome
Cellular component (GO): spliceosomal complex
Molecular function (GO): nucleic acid binding
Source: RefSeq, a predicted model, not a curated record